UUACCUUCUCCUUCAUGCUAAAUCCCCUCCAUCAAUUUCUUUAAUUAUCGUUAUAAACGCAUGCGCCAAUCCGUGGUUAUGUUACAUUCUUGACGAUAAAUUGUUCGACUAGACUUAUAUACAAAUUCACGAAAAUGGCACUCAUUUAUAUCGAAGACAACGAUCCCUGGUUAACGGAAUAUGAUGCCUGUGAGAAACUUUACAGAGAGAUUAUGGAACAAUUUACAGCUCGCAAUAAACAUUCAAAAACUUUGCAAGCAUAUGCAAGUAUAUCUGCAAAUAUACGAAUUCGUCUAAAACAGUAUAAUCGUGAAGUCCAACAACUUAAGAAUAAAGUAGAUGAUGCUUUAAAAUCUAAAGCUAUAACUGCUGAAGAAGCAGAAAGAAGGAUACGUCAAAUUGAGGUAUUGAAGAGCAGGGAUGUACAAUUACAAAAAUUGUGUGAUGCACGUACAAAUAAUCUUGUAUCUUCUCGUGCAAAUUUACUUACAUCAGGAACAUCAGCUUUUGCAGAUGGAGGCACAACCUCUUGGGCAGCUGAUGACGACGAUGAUAAACCUAUAGAUACACAAAUAUGUGUUGUUGAUCUUAUGACUCAACAAGAUAGGAUUCUAGAAGAGCAAAAUAAAGGCUUGGAAGAGUUAUGUAAAGUCAUUGCAAGGCAAAAACAAAUUGGCCAAACCAUUAGCAAUGAAGUAGAUCACCAAAAUGAAAUAAUCGAUAAUUUAUCCAAUCAUAUGGAUAGGACUGAUGAAUCAUUAAUUACCAAAACGCAGCACGUACAAACAAUUAAUUUCAAAGAUCGUACAUGUGGCUACUGGAUAGUAAUAAUUUUACUUUUUAUUUGUAUCAUCAUAGUUGCUUUACUUCCAUAAUUUUUAAUGCAUUUAAUUAUUGUAUGAAAACUGUUAGGUAUUUCGUUUGAUGUAAAUUAAUGUUCUGUAUAUAUGCAUAUGUAAAAAUUCCGUUCUUACAAAUUACUACAUUUUAUUUUCUUAAUUAUCUAUUAAUUUUAGACCAGUAUUUG
Molecule: messenger RNA, 1027 nt
Organism: Bombus pyrosoma
Lineage: Eukaryota; Metazoa; Arthropoda; Insecta; Hymenoptera; Apidae
Gene: Syx8
Product: syntaxin-8
Exons: 6
Coding region: 135-875 (246 amino acids)
Biological process (GO): vesicle fusion; intracellular protein transport
Cellular component (GO): endomembrane system; SNARE complex
Molecular function (GO): SNARE binding; SNAP receptor activity
Source: RefSeq, a predicted model, not a curated record